UAGCCACUCCAGAUCUUGUAAGUUCUUCCUGUGUUCACUUCAUGCUGGUCUCCCUCCAUUCUGCUACAAUCUUACAACAAUCUAAUAAGAUGUCUGGUGAAGUUCUCUACUCCAGUGUCAAGUUCACUCGGAAACCAGGCGACCAAGCAGCUGCUAAACUGUGUGCAGGAAGGGAAGACGAUGUCACCUAUGUUACAGUGAAGUCUGCAGAAGCUCCAAGCUCCCAGCAGCAGCAGCAGACAGACCCCAGCCGCACAGCUGACCCCACCCCGCCUGUGAGUGCUGCUGGCAAAGCCUCUUCAUACAGACAGCCUGCACUGGUCCUCCUCAUCCUGUGCUGUCUCUUACUGGCUGCCAUCACCUCCCUCGCUGUCUAUCAUUUCAGAACUAAAGAAGACCCUGAGAAAUACACCAGCCUGUCCUCAAAUUAUUCAUCAUUACUGAAUCAGCUCCAGGACUUGAGCAGUGACUACAGCAACCUCAACAGGAAUCAUUCUGAGCUGCAGAGUAACUGUAGCAGGCUCAAUGAAACUCAUUCUGAGCUGCAGAGUAACUAUAGCAGGCUCAGUGAAACUCAUUCUGAGCUGCAGAGUAACUAUAGCAGACUCCAAAAAAAAAAUUCAGCAUUGAAAAAGAACAAUACUGAGCUUUCUGUGAAAUCAUCAAUCCUGGAUAAAUACUGUCCUCUCAAAGAAGGCUCUUCAAAGGAGCGGGUUUGUAAAACCUGUCCAGAGAACUGGGUGGAGUCCAAUGGAAAGUGCUACUACUUCUCACCUGAUACAAUGAACUGGAACUCCAGCCGGGCUAGCUGUGUGUCAAUGGGAGCAGACCUGGUGAUUAUAGAGAGCAAGGCGGAGCAGAAAUUCUUAUUAGAGAAGGCUAAAAGCAAACCCCUAUUGGGGAAUGCUGAAAAGAAUUCUUACUGGAUCGGCCUGACGGAUGCUGCUACUGAAGGAACCUGGCUCUGGGUGGACGGCACUCCUCUCAAUGACAAGGCAAAAUAUUGGCACGGUAAUGAGCCUGAUGACUGGAAGAGAGGUGGGGACUUGUCCGGGGAGGAUUGUGCACGUCUUGCAUACUUGACAAGCCCGGCAAAUUCUCUCAAAGCCUGGUUUGAUGCAUCGUGCACACAGCAGCAACAUAGAAGGAUUUGUGAAACCACGGCAUUGAUAAAUAUAUAAAACCAGUGUGGCUCUGUUUCACUUUUUCUCUCUAUUUAGAAAGCAAAUAAGCUACAAAAUGAAUCCCACAAGUUACUUACAUUUCACUUUAUUAAACUAUGGUAUCUAAGUGUUUUUAUGAAAUAUAUAAAAAAUACACAUUAGAAAAAUCAAACCGGAGCUUUUAUAAAGAGUUUGUGAUUCAAAUGCCAUUGUGAUUAUUGUUUUUGUAUUUCCCCUGACGUUUGCAAUCAUUUAUAAAAACAGAUCUAGAGAACAAUGAUAAUAACUCAGUAUUGGAGCAACAGAACAAUUACAAACAUCCCUUAGAAACGCUUCCCAUAGUAAAAGCACAGCAAAGUGUAAUGAAGCACAGUGAAAGCAUGGGAAAGCAUAGGCAAGCAUUGUAAAGCACAGAGAGAUAUGAUAAAGCAUAUUAAACAUGGCAAGCAAGGGUAAGCUCUGGUAAAUGCUUGUAUAACCAUGGGAAAAGUGCAAUAAUACCAUGGUAAACUUAUAAGGGAUCAUAUAAUAGUAAUGGAAGUGAAACACACACCGUAUGACUCACCCUGCACAGCACGCGGUCCAGCCUUUACCAGGUGAGCCACUCAGGGAUCCUUAAAGUGAAUAUUGAUAGGUAUGAAAGUUUACUAAUGCUUUGCUUGCCUUUGUUUUGAACACGUUUCAAUUUUUUGGGAUAUAUUGUUAAGUUUCUUUUUGUACGUUUGAAUAUUAAAAUAAUGAUAUAACUCCCGAGCAUUCAACCAUACCAGCAUUCUUACUGCAAGCUUUGGUUGUCAUUUUUAAAAAUUGUUGCGUUUAUCUCCGACAUAACUUCCUUUUGUACCAAAAAUCGUUCCCUGAAGAAACUGCGUUUAUCUCAGAGAAGAGCGUGUUCUGUGCAGAGUAGAGUCAUGUGACCAGCCCUGCAAGAACACAACCAGUUUGACAAG
This is a messenger RNA of Acipenser ruthenus (sterlet), 2113 nucleotides long. RefSeq names its product CD209 antigen-like protein B. Gene Ontology annotation, biological process: cellular response to molecule of fungal origin. Lineage: Eukaryota; Metazoa; Chordata; Actinopteri; Acipenseriformes; Acipenseridae. Gene Ontology annotation, molecular function: (1->3)-beta-D-glucan binding. Bases 42 to 1181 code for a protein of 379 amino acids. The record is from RefSeq and is a predicted model, not a curated record. The transcript has 7 exons.